GUUUGUGGCCAGCAGAGGCGAGAUCACCUCCCGUCUGGACAGUAGUGUGGCUCAAAUCUGCACAGAGGCAGAAUAACUCCCGUAAAGGGUGAUUUCUAUAAAAGUGUCGACUUUAGUGUGGUUUAUCGUCAUUUUGUGGCUUUUAUUUUGGAGUCAGAUGCCAGUGGUACAUGCAUGAGUUUGAGUUAUCUCUCAGGAAAAGGAAACACCUCCUUCUCAACACAUGUGAGGGCCGUUUCUGGCUGGUCCUCCUCCUCUAAAGGAUGACAGGGAAUGGAUCAUAGUGGAGGGCUGCUCCUUCUCCAGCAGCUACAUCAGCUCCUCUGUCACGAACACUGAGUGACCAACAACCUCUAACUGCUCCUACGUCCAAAUUAUGGGAUCUUAUCUAAGUGUUGACAGGCCAGGCUCAAAUUUGGAUCUAAAUUCUUUGUUUUUUUAGUGGAAACUUUGUGUUAGUCAAGCUGUGCAGCUCUCAUCCGGGACCAAGGAUCUGUCUUGGUGUUGGAGUUCAGUGUGUAACAGAAAGUCCCGGAGAUGGUAGAUAUUUGAACUCACAGUGAACCAGGAUGGAGCCUGUUAAGAGAGACAUGGAGUUGCUUAGUAACAGCAUGGCGACCUACGCUCACGUCAAAGCCAAUCCAGAGAGCUUCGCCCUCUACUUCAUGAUGGGCGUCUGUUUCGGCCUGCUCAUGGCACUGUGCCUCCUGGUGGCUGGCAUCGCCUGCAGGACUCGCCGCCACAGCAGACCUCCUCCUUCCCCCGAAAGGAGACAGCUGAAGGAGUCCAGCGAGGAAGAGGAGGAUGAGGAUGAGGAGGGCAUCGUGGAGGAAGAUAGGGAGGAGGCGGAGAUCCCUAAAGGGAGAAUGGGGCCCAUGAGUGAUCGCAGCAGCCAGUCUAACGGGACUCUGAGGAGCGUGAACGUGUUUGCGUCAGCUGAGGAGCUGGAGAAGGCGCGGCGUCUGGAGGAGAGAGAACGAAUAGUCAGGGAGAUCUGGAGGAACGGGCAGCCGGACAUUCUGGUCACAGGGACAGGGACUAUUGGACGAGUGCAUUACCACUAACAGACACUUUGACUGUGCCCUAAAGAGCCCCCUCACUGAAUGCAAAGGGCAGGACAUAUUGGAUAGAGACAAUUUGAUUUUUGGGGCGACCCAAAGUGUUUGAUAUUAAAAUAAGGGACUGUACGAAAAUGAUUGGGGUGGUGAGAGGGACUGAUGAUAUGUUUCUUACUUUUUUCAAAACCAAAGCCUCCCCAGGGUCAUUCAUGUUUAAACCCUCCUUUUGAUUUACAAACAAGAUUAAAAAAUAAUAAUAUAACUGUUAAAUUAGUCCAACUUCUUUAAUCGUGGAUCCCAAUUUAAACCCUAAAAUAUCACCUGAACUUCUAAUGUGCACAUGAAUAUAACACUGAACGACACACAGACUUACAGUAACUGUUGUCCUCUGCAUACAGCAUAAAAAUAAGACCCCUUCUCUCCCCUAACGACUUUCGUACAAUCCCUAGGUAAAUUAACAUAUUUAAAUAAAACUAAUGGAAUAAAAUAUAAAUAUACAUCAAUAAACUCUCAGAAGGAUAAAACAACAUUAGAGGUGAGUUUCAAAAAUGUUUUUCAUUAUUUUACAAUGUUUAUGUGAAUAUUCUUAUUCAUCAAUUUAAUAUUGAACAUUUUGGUCUCCAUAUGUUUUGUAUCAAAUUGACAUAAAACACACAUAUUUGGCUUCAUCUGUAUUUUACCAUAUCUUUGCGAUGUGAAUCAAUAAAAGUUUAACCACUUUUUCAAA
Messenger RNA from Perca fluviatilis (European perch), 1785 nucleotides. RefSeq names its product eva-1 homolog Bb (C. elegans) (gene eva1bb). The transcript has 3 exons. The record is from RefSeq and is a predicted model, not a curated record. The coding region runs from base 570 to 1064 and encodes 164 amino acids. NCBI's taxonomy places the organism in Eukaryota, Metazoa, Chordata, Actinopteri, Perciformes, Percidae.